This is a messenger RNA of Lachnellula hyalina, 1281 nucleotides long. RefSeq names its product Vacuolar protein sorting-associated protein (gene VPS4). Gene Ontology annotation, molecular function: ATP binding; ATP hydrolysis activity. The record is from RefSeq and is a predicted model, not a curated record. The coding region runs from base 1 to 1281 and encodes 426 amino acids. The transcript is spliced from 3 exons. Gene Ontology annotation, biological process: endosomal transport; vacuole organization. Lineage: Eukaryota; Fungi; Ascomycota; Leotiomycetes; Helotiales; Lachnaceae.
AUGUCGAAUACCGACUUCCUUGGCCGGGCCAUAGACGUGGUCAAGAAGGCAAUCGAAGCAGAUACAGCCGCCGAAUAUGACAAAGCCUACCAACUAUACUACCAGUCCCUCGAGUUGUUCAUGCUAGCGCUAAAGUGGGAGAAGAACGCCAAGUCAAAGGAGAUGAUAAGGGCCAAGGCAGGCGAAUACAUGGAGCGAGCAGAGAAGCUAAAGAAUCACCUUUCAGAAGCGGACGGCAAGCGGAAAAAACCAAGUAUGGUGGGCUCGAAUGGCAGUAGUACUGGUGGAGGGGGGAAAGGAGAGGAUGGAAAGGAGGGCGAAGAGGUAGAUGCUGAUAGCAAAAAACUACGGAAUGCUCUUGCAGGUGCGAUUUUGCAAGAUAAGCCGAAUGUCAGGUGGGAGGACGUUGCUGGGCUUGAGGGGGCCAAGGAAGCGCUGAAAGAAGCUGUUGUGCUGCCUAUCAAAUUCCCACAUCUUUUUACAGGCAAGAGACAACCCUGGAAGGGAAUUUUGCUCUAUGGGCCACCGGGUACGGGUAAAAGUUAUUUGGCCAAGGCAGUUGCUACGGAGGCAAACAGUACAUUCUUUAGUGUUAGCAGUUCGGAUUUGGUCAUAAAACAGCUAUUCGCCAUGGCGCGAGAGAACAAACCCUCCAUUAUCUUCAUCGACGAAAUAGACGCCCUGUGUGGACCUAGAGGAGAAGGAGAAUCCGAGGCCUCGCGACGUAUCAAGACGGAAAUGCUGGUGCAAAUGGACGGAGUAGGCCGAGACAGCAAAGGCGUGCUCGUUCUAGGCGCAACAAAUAUUCCAUGGCAACUAGACGCAGCCAUCCGUAGACGUUUUCAAAGACGCGUGCACAUCUCGUUACCCGAUAGUGCUGCACGACAGACUAUGUUCGAGCUUGCAGUGGGUACGACACCGUGUGAUUUGACCAAAGCGGAUUACAAGAAAUUGGGAGAUCUGAGUGAGGGAUACUCAGGCAGUGAUAUUAGUAUUGCUGUCCAAGAUGCGCUCAUGCAACCCGUGCGGUUAAUCCAGAUGGCUACGCAUUACAAGAAGGUUAUGGACGACGGCCAAGAAAAGCUCACACCGUGCUCACCCGGUGACGAUGGAGCAAUGGAAAUGUCCUGGACGGAAGUAGAUUCCGACAAACUCCUCGAGCCACCGUUGCAAAUAAAAGACUUCGUCAAAGCAGUAAAGAGCGCUCGGCCUACUGUAUCAGGUGAGGAUAUCAAGCGAAGCGAGGAGUGGACGAAGGAGUUUGGCAGUGAGGGCGUAUAG